GAAAAAUACUUCGGGAAUUAGGGCAGGCGAGUUUGUUUCAGGAAGGAAAAUUUGUUUACGAAAAAUUGCUGGUAGAGAAUUUCACGUUUGUUGAUGUUGAUUAAAUUAUUAAUAGAUAAUGAUGAAUGUUCUGAGUUAUCUAUAGGUAGGGAUUUUCGAUGGGAGGAGCAGUUUAGAAUUAACAAAACGAUUUCAAUCAAUCAAGAUCUAGCUGUGAUCAUCUAGAAUAUAUAUAUGAAGUCAUGUAAAGAAUACUAAUUUAGCAACACGGGAAAUAUAUUAUUAAAAUUAGUCGCGCGUGUAGGAAGUGAUGCUGAUCUCGCACCUCUCGAUCUCGUCUUUGCUAUAGAGCAGGGUGAAUUCAGUGUUUUAUGGUGUAGAGUUCUAAGUAGGCGGGCAUAUUGCCGGUAAGAUACAUGUUCGAACCCAUGUUCUGCAAUAUAAACAGUCCGGUUUUCGGUGACGUCGGUAAGGUUGUUUAACGGAGUUGAUGACCUUCCGUUUUUUCCAGGUAAAAUGUUGAGGUGAACUAUGUCAUUUCCCGAAAAGUUGAAUGAAACCUUUCUCAAUUAUAAAAUUUUCGGUUCUUUGUCCUUGGGUUAUACGCGGUUUGGGGAAAAGUGCAAACUACACCCAACCGACAAUUAAGGACUCGUUUCCUCUACAAUGUGGGUCCAGUUUAUCCACAUUCCUUUACCGUAAUGUGGGUCACGUCGUCAUUUUGUCAUGGAGAUCACGUGCUGAGAUGGCCAACUCGAGGACGACCGGUCCGACGUAUUCUCGACGGAUGAUCUAGCCGGUGUUUGACCCUGUUCUCGACGCUAACGCAACGCGCGGAACCGUUAUGCUCUCGAGACGUUCGUGUUAUCUCUUCUCUGGGCGUAACUCGGUCGAUAUCCGGAAGUCGAACGUCUCCCAAGAAGGAAAAUCGGGACAGAUUCCGGAGACGGUUGUAAAAAAAAUUGCGAAAUUUCGUCCUUAUUUGUUAUAUAGAGCAUAGAGGAUCAGAGUAGUUUUUCUCGAUGGCAGCGGAGUUCUUCCGACCACGAGUAGAAAAAGUCAACACAUUAUUCGAAAUUUCACUCGAUCGUUUCGUGUCGUCCUCGUUUUGAAGAAGAAAGUGGCAUCUUGACGCGACGCGACCAUCCGGACGACCAUUAGAGAAACUAGUUGCACGUUAAACCGGUUGGUUCUGGAUCGAAACCUAAAUGUACGAAGCUGGAGAUUGGUAGGAAGGAGUUUCACCGACACAUCAUUCCUGCCAAUCUGUAGCCAGUCGUACUGCGGCCGAGGUUAGUGGGUCAUGUGGUCGUUGCGCGUAUAAAAUGUAGGAGCGAUGGUAUGACAAAAGCAUUUUGCUGGAACCACAAGAACAAGACUUUCCCUCCGGGCCGCGUCAUGAAAUUACAGCUAAUUUUACUUUUGGUAUUGUGCGCGGCCUGGGCCGCUUCCGAAUCGAGUACUCGUAAGAAGGCUUCUCGACGCCGACCUCCGGCCGAAGUUCCCGAAAGCCCGGAAGAAGUGGAGCCCGAAAAACCAGAUAAAAAACCGGAGUUGUUGGAGGAACCUCGGUUAGAAGAACCCGUUAAAAACGAGAAACCCAAGACCGAAUUGCCGGAGAUUUCGCCGCCCGCCGAAGAUAACGAAAAGAAAAAUGCCUCGUCGCCUUUAUCGCAGUUAUUCGCGCCACGGGGCACCCGGCGUCCAAGGCCCGUUCCUCGCGCACCCGGACGUCCUCGUCCGACCUUGCCUUCGUUUAUCAGAAAUCCUAACAGGGUGCGCCCAACGCCCGCUGCCGUAGUCGCCAGUCGUAGAAAUACUCAGAAGAAAGAUUCGACGCCAUCGACCACCUCCGGAACCAGUAAGGCACCCACUAGCAACGGGAAUUCGGACAGACGCCGCACUACCAGUGCCCCGGCCUCCACCGCAGGUUCGGAGGGGGGAAAACGGUUCGGACGCAAUGGUUCGAACGGUCGUAGCGGACGACAGAAAGGGGCCCGGCCCUCCGCCAGACCUUCGUCUUCCUAGAGCCGCGACUCUCUUCAGUCGAAUUCUAGUCCCGGUGCACCCUUUCGCUUACUUCGAUUUCCAUGCAUAUGUUAACAACUGUUAGAAUCUCCAUAUGGGUGCGCCAAGAACUACACGUCGCUACGGCCGGCAUCUUCUCAUAUCGAACUCUUCAUUAUCCCAGUUUUGUCGGCACAAAUUGUAACUCGAGCCAACAUCUGUACCGAAUCGAUACAUUAACUCAUAAGUAAUCUCGAUUGAUGUAAAUAAAGUUGUUUUACACUCACUGUGUAAUGCUUUUCCAUCUAAAGGUUUCGGCCAAACGGGAAAGUGUCACGAAUAAAAAAAGACGGCGACCUUAUUCACGAUGGCGCCUACUGCACUUUUUUCCCCGUUCGAGGCUGAGAAUUUCGCGAUUGUUAUCGGAAGGGAAAAAUAUCGCGCUGAACUGACGAAUAAUAAGUGCGACGACUUUCGUAACACCCAGUUUGUCCAUAACUUUAUUAACCUGAAAUCGUUAUCGAUAAUGAUUUUACGUUGUAAAUUUUGUUAGGAUGCUUAUAAAUCUACAAUCGAUUCUCUGGUUUAUAUCGUAAUGUGUGGAUUACUGUACCGAACGAGAGAUUAAAUUAAA
Messenger RNA from Centruroides sculpturatus (bark scorpion), 2641 nucleotides. Its product is annotated as proteoglycan 4-like. The record is from RefSeq and is a predicted model, not a curated record. Bases 1342 to 2028 code for a protein of 228 amino acids. Lineage: Eukaryota; Metazoa; Arthropoda; Arachnida; Scorpiones; Buthidae. The transcript is spliced from 2 exons.